Messenger RNA from Onychostoma macrolepis, 4074 nucleotides. RefSeq lists its product as uncharacterized. The record is from RefSeq and is a predicted model, not a curated record. Gene Ontology annotation, biological process: toxin metabolic process; arsonoacetate metabolic process. Gene Ontology annotation, molecular function: arsenite methyltransferase activity. The coding region runs from base 53 to 1123 and encodes 356 amino acids. NCBI's taxonomy places the organism in Eukaryota, Metazoa, Chordata, Actinopteri, Cypriniformes, Cyprinidae. The transcript is spliced from 10 exons. Gene Ontology annotation, cellular component: cytosol.
GAAGAGGCAUAAGACAUGUUAUUGUCAUUGCAGAAAGGUGUGCCAUGAAAAUAUGGACGCGUUGCGCCCUCCAGUGAAUUAUUAUGGCUCUCGGCUGGAGACUUCAGAUGACUUACAGACCAAUGCGGCGUGUGCCAUGCCCUCCAGACCUCUGCCCAAGAGUGCAUGUGAGGCCCUGAAACAAGUCCACCCAGAUGUUUGCAAGAGGUAUUUUGGCUGUGGGCUGGUGAUUCCAGAGAAGCUGGAAGGAUGUGCGGUUCUUGAUCUGGGCAGUGGAUCGGGCAGAGAUUGCUACGUCCUCAGCAAACUGGUGGGGGAGAGAGGUCAAGUCAUUGGGCUAGAUAUGGCGGAUGAGAUGAUAGUUUCCUCGCAAAAAUAUGUCCAGUACCAUCAGGAGAAGUUUGGAUACUCAAAACCAAACACUGUGUUUGUGAAAGGAUACAUGGAGAAGCUCAGUGAUGCAGGGAUACAGAACAACUCUUUCGAUGUAGUUGUGUCAAAUUGUGUGAUAUGUCUGUGCCCAGAUAAGAGGACUGUGAUAAGUGAAGCUUACAAAGGUCUGAAGGAGGGUGGAGAGUUGUACUAUAGUGACAUGUAUGCAAGCAAAGUAGUUCCAGACUCUUUCGAGGAAGAUCCAGUUCUGUGGGGCGAGGGAAUGGCUGGCGCCCUCUACUGGCAGGAUCUCAUCACUCUGGUGAAGGACAUAGGCUUCAGCACUCCCCACCUGGUUGCAGGCAGUCACAUUGUGGUUCACAACCCAGAACUUCAAAGAAAGACUGGUGAUGUUAAAUAUGCCUCUGGAACUUACCGGAUCUUUAAACUGCCUCAAAACUCUAUCAAGACCAAAGCGCUGGUGACCUACAAAGGCACCGUGCCUGACUGUACUGAAUGUUUUGAGUUUGAUGCCUCUCAUUCCUUUAAGACAAAUGUCCCAGUGGAGGUGGGCGCAGAGAUGGCUGCCAUUCUCCAGAACACCCGUUUCUCUACGGACUUCAAUAUUACAAUGUUGGACACUCCAGAUCCGAACCAGAGCAGUACUCCACAGUAUUGCCACCUUAGCCCGUUCCUUCUUGCUGAUAAACUGGGCUCCUCAGUCAAACAGUGCUCGAAGACUGGACACUAAGGUACAUGUGGAGAGUCUGGUGGAUCAUGUGAUGUCUAGAUCACUUGAGAUGAUGUGAUGGGAAGUGAGAGUAUAGGAUGUCUUUAGUGCUGAAGCGAUCAUUUAUUAAGUUUUCUUUAGACUUGAGGAAGCUAUUUGUCCUCCUGUUAAUUGUAAAGCAGCCUCAACAAUAAACAACAGUAAUAAUUAUUAAAAUAUUAAUUACAGUGUGCAGAGUUAUACACUUUUUAUUCAAGAAAAAACUAACCAAGAUCUUUGUCAGUGGAUUUAGAUUUUGACUUCAUUCCAACAUAGUUCUCUUUUCUUCUUCUUGUUUUUGUGCUCUAGUUGUUAAAUAUUUUAAAAGCAAAUUUUACUGGCCUCUAUUUCUUUGUCCCUUAUAAGAUAGUAAACCAACUCAAAGUAUUGGCACUUGUUUUCUAUUCUGUAUGAAAUAAGGCGGUGCUGAUAUUGAUAUCGGUACACAAUCUCUCAUUACUCUGUUAAAUUAAUCUCUCAGCAGCAUAAAUGAUUUUUGCAUUUUUCUAGAUGACUUCUUGUUUCAGUUGAUUUAGUACCAAGCUCAUUUUGUUAAUUCCACACAUAAUGCUACAGAAAUGUAGUUGUUCACCUUGGUACAUGUUUACCAAGAAGACAGCUGUGUCAGUGAGGAACAUUCUUGAGAUGACAUACAAUAUGAGACAUGAUAUGUAGAACAAAAUCUAUGUAAGAGAAUAAUUUUUAUUGUUCGUCAUUUCAAGCUGUAAUUUUGCCAAAAAAGUGAACAUAUUUAAUCCUGUGUAUUUAGUGUGAAUGAAAUACUACCUUUGAAUUUAGCCUUAUAGCAUACAAAGAAGAUGGUUGUUUUAUUUAAAAAUGUUUAAAAUGUAAUUUUAUUCAAAAUACAUUAUUUGAAAUGUGUUUGGAAAUUACAUUUUAGAAAAAAAUUGCAAAUGACAAAAUUUGUUCUUGUGACAGACAGAUAUUUACUGUUGGACAGUGUUAGUAGAUUAAAAAAAAGUGUAUAAAGUAAAGUUUAAGCAAAUAUAUUUGUAGUAUCAAAAAGUGCCCAGUAAUUGAAGAAAAGCGUUACAUUUAUAAGCAACAUGACAUUGAUGCUUAUUAUCAGAAGGGAUAGAAUUUACUUCACUUUUUGAUUUCCCUUAUUCCUAAAAAUCAUGUGAUAUUUUUAAUGGCAGGAUGUAGACGGAUCAGUCACUUUCCCUGAAGUCUCUUGAGAAAGCUUUGCCAGUAAUCUGAAUUUCAUCAUACUUUUUUCCUCACACCUUGUAUUACAGAGCCAACUUUAAAUGUGAGUAAGAUGAGAUUUAAGUAUGUGUAAUCUCAGUAUUCUUGUUCUGUGUCAUCUCAAUUUAUUGGUUUAUAUAUCCUUUCAGUUUGUCAGUUGUUUUCAAGGAAAAGGUCUUGAUUUCAGUAUGUCAUUGGACUGUAGGUGGCACCAAAAUCUUCAAAGUGUUCCCAAAGUAGCUCUGCUUGCUAUGUUAUUGCAUUUAUAUGGUUUUGCAGCUUGCAGUGCAGAACCAAUAUGAUUAGACGAUGAUAACGGCAUAAAGCAGUCGUAAUUCAAUAAUAUGAACUGGCAAAUUACCUGCACAACAAUUCAUCCCAAGCAAUCAAUGAGCAUUUUCUGAAUCUCAUUUAUAGUAAUUUACUUGGAGACUUAAUUUGCUAAUAAAAGCUUACAAGAAUAAAGAAAAAUGGUCAUAAUGAUGCAAAUUUUCCUUUGGAUGAAUCUGAUCUGUGCGUUAUAAACCGGGCUGUGUUGUAUUAAACAUUGCACGUGACAAAUUGAGUGUGCAAGGGUUUAUUUUGCUUGGAUUCUCAGACAUUUAUCUCUAGAAAAUGCUUAUAUUGGACUCUCCUGUCAAAAAAUUGAACUCCCGGACUUCUCCUUAGGGCUCUGAGAGGGAGUGCUGUGAUAUUCUGAGUUGUGCGGAGGAAGCAGGUGUGGUGUAAAUGUAAACACAGCACUGAGGAACGGCUCUCAUUGUCCUGGUUUCACCUCUGCUAAAGUGCUGGUCUUCUACCGCGUGCCCAGAAUGUAUCCCGUUACUCUCAGCCACUUAAUGCUUGACGAUAUCCAGAGCUAAAAAGCCUCUACUGUCAAGAGACACUGUGAAUGGAAGAGUAAGCUUCAGUGAAUAAGACCACACACUGAUUCCAGUAUGAAGCUCAUCUUCUGAGCUUGUUCAUGUAUCGUGUAUCAAUGACAUAAGCCGGCGUAUUGUACCAGAGCAUAGAUAAAUAGGAACUGUGCCAAGUUAUGUUUUCAAAAGUGAAUAUUACAUUAAUGACCAACUUCCUUUACAGUUGAAAGACCCUGUGAUUUAAAAAAAUUGGUGUUUGUGGAUGCUGGUCAUAGUCAUACUAGUCCUAAAUUCACGACUGUUGUAAAAAAAAAAAAAUCACAGUAAAAACAUUGUAUGUUACAAUGCAUUGCAAUUUAAAUACAUGUUUAAGCAAAUAUUUUCUAUUUUAAUAUAAUUUACAAUGUUUUUUUGUUUUUUUUCCCCCUGUGAAUGUAUACAUGUAAAUAUUUUCAAGAUAUUUAUUGUUUGUGUAUGUAUUUAUAUAUACAUUAAAAAUAUACACUGUACACUUUAUGUAAAAAAAAACUUUUAUUUUGGAUGCGAUUAAUUGUUUGACAGCACUAAUAUGUAUACAUAUAUACAGUAUAUGUAUUUAUGUAAUACUAUCUACAUGCCAGUUCUUAUAAAGGUUAAUCUAACAUUUUACAUGAUUUAAAAAUGUAGUUCUUGAAAAACAGACUGAAAUAUUGGUGACUCUUUGGCAUUGACAAUUUUUUUUUUUCUCAAUCAAAUGCUUGUUAGAAUGAGAAUGUCCCCUCCUCCUUACACCACUGGCUUUCAUCAACAAUAGCAAAUGAGAAAAUUGUCCUUGUCCAGCAGUUCCAUGUAGUCUUUCAUAUGAGCUACAUUGACUAAGUCAGG